Molecule: messenger RNA, 1970 nt
Organism: Cyprinus carpio (common carp)
Lineage: Eukaryota; Metazoa; Chordata; Actinopteri; Cypriniformes; Cyprinidae
Biological process (GO): circadian rhythm; regulation of DNA-templated transcription
Cellular component (GO): nucleus
Molecular function (GO): DNA binding; DNA-binding transcription factor activity
Source: RefSeq, a predicted model, not a curated record
CAGUUGCAUGUUUGUUUUACACGAUCUGAUCGUAACCAUCUUCAGUUCCGGUGUUUACUGAGCUCCAACUUCUUAUAAUUGGUUGAAUGACAUACUAGCGCUUUCUAAAGAAUUUGGUUUACUAGGAAAUGAUGAAUAAUUACGUUCAAUUAUGCUGUUUUACACAUUAUAAUCAAAGUUUAGUACAAUUCAAAGCAGAACGUAAUAAAUAAAACACAUACGCCCAUACUAGCAUACGCUAUUUGAAUAAUGGCCAAACCUCAUUGUGAACAUACAACCACACUGAUGGGCCUCAGUGCUGUAUGUUUGGCUAAUUUAAUUUAUGUGCUAGGUUUGGUUGAAGCGUGGGAUUGUUACUUCACAGGGCAUCCAAGACAUUAAUAAUAAAUCUAUAAAUAAAAUGUACAUUUAAAAAAAAUGUCAUGAAUGGAUAAUGGUGUGUGAAAUUCAAUAAACAAAACAUUUCAGUUUUGGUUUAGAAGUAAAAUGAAGAGCUAAUGGCAUGGAUAACCACUGGAUGCGUAAACAAAAAUGAAAACAAAACACCAAGAUGCUGAGUGCGCCAGCAAUUAUUUAUUUUAUUCAUUUUUUUAAAAGUAGAACAAACAAAAAAGUGAGUCAUAACUCAAACCACUGGUUUGAGAUACUUGUUUGCAAAGUCUCCGCCUCCAUAUCUAAGGAAGGAAGAUGUGGUCCUCACCUACUACAGCUCCUUCAUGCAAUAGGCAUAUUUGUGCAUAUCACAUGUGCCAGCUUGACUGCCAUUGGUUUACAGAGUGUCUUUGCAUGUUUCCAGCCAAAGAGUUUUAGUUUUAAGCUGAUGUCCUUUAAUUCAUCUUCACUUUCUGGCAUCAUUCCUGUGACAGCACCGUAAGAACAAUGAGUACCAUGAGAAGUCCCAAGCAUCUAGCAGAUGCUUGUCUUCCCUCCUCCACGGGAGAGAUCUUGACAAGCAAAGACGACCCUGGAAGCUUAAGAGGGCUUCUGCCACUCACCGGCUCAUCUGUACUGGCACAGCGACUGUUCCACCUCCAGUCAUACCGCAACCCGCUCAGACCCAAUAGACGACGCAAACGUGAGAUGACUCCCACUGAGAAAAAGGAUGCUUCGUAUUGGGUUAAACGGAAGAAAAACAACGAGGCCGCCAAGCGUUCUAGAGAGAAGCGGCGACUCAACGACUUCAUGCUGGAGGGGCAACUUCUGGCACUGAGCGAGGAGAAUGCCCAGCUCCGGGCCGAGGUGCUGAGUUUGCAUUAUCACAUGGGGACUGGGCGAGGGCUGGAUGUCACUCAUCCCAUUGUGCCCUUCCACUAUCCCACUGCAUCCCAUCUCAAGCCUUCCAUGUGGGGUUUGCCUACUGGUACUGCUCCUCUUCCAGCAGAAGCUCCAGAGCUGUACCACUCUUGGCAUGGUUCAUCUCCAUUCAUCUCGCCCCUGAGGGUGCCUCUUAAAAGUGCCAACCUACCAUCACAGAUUAGCCAUUUGGACAACAAUGCUGACCCAGUAGAGGCAGACACAGCAUCUCACCCACAGGUCUCUUCCAGCAACGACCCACCAAGCCACCCACAACUGUUUCCGGCCCACAGAGCAUCUGCGGCCUCACCACCCCCUCCUCAGAUGCUGCCUGGGCUGAGCCAGCCUCCCAACCAGCACAGCAACCAGAUGCUACCUUGGGGCUCAUCAUCUUUGCGUCCAUCUCCCCUUCACCCCAGCUGGCCACUGUCCUUUCCUAUGUCACUACGAGAGACAGACGGAUCUCAUAAUGGCGUAAGGUCCCUCUGGAACUUCAACAGCAGGUACAACAUGCUGUCAGCUGAGAUCUCAGGACAGCUCAGAAGAAUAUUUUGCCCGGAGAACUCUUAACCAGCAAUAAUGCUGCCUGAACAGUUUUACAUUGUGAUAGUAAUCUGCUAAAAGGGAUGGUUCACCCAAAAAUGAACUGUAGAUUUACUCACCCUCAUGUUGUUCCA